AUGCCUCCGCCGCCGCACCAGAAGCCCGAGAAUGUUCUCAAGCGGGCACACGAACUCAUGGGGGUCGGCCAGGCCCCCGCGGCCUUGACCCUGCUGCACGAGCACAUCACCAACAAGCGAUCUCGAAAUGUCCCCAUCGCGUCCCUGGAGCCCGUGAUGCUCCUCCUCGUCGAGCUGUCCGUCGAGCAGAAGAAGGGAAAGCUUGCCAAGGACGCCCUCUACCAGUACAAGAACAUCUCCCAGAACACAAACAUUGCCACCAUCGAGUUGGUUUUGAAAAAGUUCAUCGAGCUCGCCGUCGAGAAGGUCACCGCCGCUCAGCAGAAGGCCGACGAGGUCCAAGAGAGCAUCGAGGCUACUGCCGCCACCUCCAGCGUCGACGAUCUUGAGGCCAGCGAGACCCCCGAGUCCAUUCUUCUCGCCACUGUCUCCGGUGAGCAGUCUCGGGAUCGUACCGACCGUGCCAUCGUCACCCCCUGGCUCAAGUUCCUCUGGGAGGCCUACCGAACCGUCCUCGAUAUCCUCCGAAACAAUGCUCGUCUCGAGGUCCUCUACCAGAGCACUGCCCUGCAGGCCUUCGACUUCUGUCUCAAGUACACCCGAAAGACCGAGUUCCGAAGACUCUGCGAGCUCCUCCGCAACCAUGUCCAGACUGCCGCCAAGUACUCCUCUCAGAUGCACGCCAUCAACUUGAGCGACCCCGAUACCCUGCAGCGACACUUGGAGACUCGUUUCCAGCAGCUCAACGUCGCCGUCGAGCUGGAGCUGUGGCAGGAGGCCUUCCGCAGUGUUGAGGACAUCCACACCCUGCUCAACCUCAGCAAGCGCCCCCCCAAGAACAUCAUGAUGGCCAACUACUAUGAGAAGCUCACUCGAAUUUUCCUCGUCGGCGAGAACUACCUCUUCCACGCCGCUGCUUGGUCGCGAUACUACACCCUCCUCCGCCAGUCCUCCGUCCUGGUUGCCAGCGGUCAGGGCAAGAAGGCCGACAACCCCCCGGCCUCUGAGGCCGAUCUCCAGAAGGCCGCUUCCUUCGUCUUGCUGUCAGCUCUUGCUAUUCCCGUUAUCAGCACCUCGCGAUCCCGCGGUGCCAUGGUCGACUUUGAUGAGGCCAGAAAGAACAAGAACUCGCGCUUGACACACCUUCUCGGCAUGAACCAGGCCCCUACCCGUGCCCGUCUUUUCCGCGAUGCGCUGUCCAAAUCCCUUCUUCAGCGCGCCCGCCCUGAGAUCCGGGAUCUGUACAACAUUCUUGAGGUGGACUUCCACCCCUUGUCCAUCUGCCAGAAGAUCUCCCCCAUUCUUACCAAGAUCGGCGCCGACGAGGAGAUGGAGAAGUACAUUCUUCCUCUGCAGCAGGUCAUCCUGACCCGUCUGUUCCAGCAGCUCUCCCAGGUCUACGAAACCGUCGACCUUACCUUCGUGGAGAGCCUCGCCCAGUUCCCCGAGCCCUUCCAGGUCACCCGCGGAACCAUUGAGAAGUUCAUCAUGAACGGAAACAAGAAGGGUGACCUCGCCAUCCGCAUGGACCAUGCCACCGGCGUUCUCAGCUUCGACAAUGACGUCUUCUCUUCUUCCAAGGCAAGCCACAGUGGUUCCGGUGCUGGUUCCGCCGAAGCUGAGGCCGGCAGCGUCCAGCGACUCCAGAGCACUCCUUCGGAGAUUGUACGCUCCCAGCUCACCCGUCUUGCCAAGUCCCUGUUCACCACCUGCCACUAUAUCGACCCCAGCUUGAACAAGGAGCGCCUUGACGCUCGCAACGCGGCUUUGGCCCGUGCCAAGGCUGGUGCCGAGCAGGAGCAUCUGGAGAUUCUUGGCCGCAAGGAAGUUAUUCAGAAGCGCAAGGACGAGGCUUCCGAGAUCCAGGCCCGCAAGGAGAAGGAGAAUGCUCGCCAAAAGCGACUCCGCGAGCAGGCUCUCCAAGAGGCCGAAGAUAAGCGACUGGCUGACGAGCAAAAGGAGCGUGAGGCCAGACGCCUCAAGGCUGACCAAGACCGCGUCCGCAAGGAGGAGCUCAAGAAGCAGAUUGCCGACCUGAACAUGAGCGACAAGGCUCUUGACAUCAACAUGGAUGACCUUGACAAUCUGGACAGCAACCGUCUGCGUGCCAUGAAGCUGGCCCAGUUGGAGCGUGAGAAAAACGAUGUCAAUGAGCGUCUCCGCAUCACUGGCAGACGCCAGGAUCAUCUGGAGCGUGCCUACCGUAAGGAGGAGGGCAAGAAGCUCCACGAGGAUUAUGCCAAGCAGAGCGAGCAGGAUCGUGCCAUUUACGACACUGUCAAGGCCAAGACGCUCAAGGAUGCUGAGCAGAAGCACAAGGAGAGCGUUGAGCUCAAGCACCGUCUCAGCCGUCUGGUGCCUCUGUACGAGGCUUUCCGAGACUCUCUGCAUGAGCGCCGCCGUGACGAGUUUGAGAAGCGCCGCCGCGAUGCGGAGCGCGAGUUGGAGAAGCAGAUUGCUCUGCGAAAGAAGGAGGUGCGCGACCGACGUCUCCGGGAGAAGCGGGAGCGCGAGGAGAGGGAGCGCGAGCUCCAGGAGGCCGAGGAGCGUGCUGCUCGCGAGAAGGAGGAGCAGCGCAUCCGGGACGAGGCCCGCAGGGAGGAGCUAGCCAAGCUCAAGGAGCAGCGAGAGAAGGAUCGCCAAGAACUUCUGGAGAAGGCAGCUCUCCAGCAGCGACGCGAGGAGGAGGCUCUGGCCCGUCGCAAGGCCGAGAAGGAACGGGGCGGUGCUGGCUCUCCCUUCAGCAGAGGCGCUCCGGCCGAGGGCUCGGAGGCCCGGAGACCACCGACCAUCGGCUCUGGCAAGUGGCGCGAUCGCGAGCGAGAGGCAUCCGAUGCGCCGCCACCCGCUCGCACCGGCCCAUCAAUGGAGAGAACCGACUCCAACGACCGGCCGGCGGCUGGUGGUCCCCCACGACUGGCGCUUGCUGGCGGCAAGCCCAGCUGGCGUGAUCGCGAAGCGGCCAAGGCAGCCAGCGGCGCCAGCGGCGCCAGCGACGCCAGCGCACCCGACACCGGCAGCAGAGACGCUCCUCCUCCUCGCACCUUCGGCUCUCGGGCCGCAGCGUCGGAGCGCCCAGCUCCCCCCCGUGGUGAUGUUGACCGUAAGGAGUCGCCUGCUCCCCCCGCGGAUUCUCUGCCCCCGUCGCGAACGGCUGGCAAGUGGGUUCCCCCUCAUUUGAGGAACAAGGCCUAAGUGGAGGGUAAGGCGCGCAGCGCAGACGGACACAUAUUGUUGCGAUUCGCACCGGCGUUUAGGGAUCGGAUGGUUACACCGGGCGAUGGUUGUACUCUAGAGCUCGGUCUAAUCUCCGUCGAUCUGAGGGUAUGAGCACACCACAAUGGAGAGAAAAGU
Messenger RNA from Ilyonectria robusta, 3354 nucleotides. RefSeq lists its product as uncharacterized. Lineage: Eukaryota; Fungi; Ascomycota; Sordariomycetes; Hypocreales; Nectriaceae. Gene Ontology annotation, biological process: formation of cytoplasmic translation initiation complex; translation reinitiation. The record is from RefSeq and is a predicted model, not a curated record. The coding region runs from base 1 to 3195 and encodes 1064 amino acids. Gene Ontology annotation, molecular function: translation initiation factor activity; mRNA binding. The transcript is spliced from 3 exons. Gene Ontology annotation, cellular component: eukaryotic translation initiation factor 3 complex, eIF3m; multi-eIF complex; eukaryotic translation initiation factor 3 complex, eIF3e.